Molecule: messenger RNA, 2632 nt
Organism: Carica papaya (papaya)
Lineage: Eukaryota; Viridiplantae; Streptophyta; Magnoliopsida; Brassicales; Caricaceae
Source: RefSeq, a predicted model, not a curated record
ACAUCCCGUGAUUGCCUCGUUUCAGGUCGCAUGCUUCGAUAACGACUGGUUUCACCGUUCACCAUAACGGUCUCUUCUCGUCCACCCACCGUCACCUCCCGGCGCAUUUUAGCGAUCGCCAUCGCGUCUCUUUCCUGCUACCCUACUUUUAUGACCUUCAUUUCUAGAGAGAUAAAGAGAUAACAGUCUACCAGAUUGAGAGAGAGAGAGAGAGAGAGGACUGAGAUUUUGACUUUGUUGACUGCUUGAUAGAUCAACGGCUCAAGAGGUUACUUGAGCUUUUCUAUGGAGCUCCUGAUCUGAUCUGCGUACUUUUUUUUUGUCUUGAACAUCGCAACUGAUUUUCUUUUCCCCUUUGUCUGAUUCUGUGCCGCACCUGAAGUUUGGUUUCUCUUCUUCUUUCGUCAAAUUGAAGCUGGAUUCAUCGGCUUGCAUGCUUAGCAUUUAGUUCAGAACUGAUUUCGUUGUGGCCUGGUGCUAGCGUAUUUAAUUGUAGUGUUGACCGUUCGCGUGGCUCAUCUUGUUUCUGUAUCAUCAUCUAUGCAAAUACUGCACUGCAAGGAAAUGGGGCAAGAUGAUUUACGAGAGUGAUAGCUUCAAACUGGUGAAUUGCGUGCUUUGAAGGGUAAACUGCAGUGACUGGUACCAUGGGUGUCUCGGGAAAAUGGAUUAAAGCAUUGGUUGGUUUGAAGAAAUCAGAUAAAUCACCUUCUUCAGAGAAAGAUGAAAAUCAGAGAGCGGCUGCUAGCAAAAAUCGUCAUCGGAGGAAGCAUUCUGUUGAGAUUAACACUGAGAAACUUCAAGAUGAAUUUGAUCAAUAUGCAGCUUCACCAGUUGGUGAUGCCACUUUGAAUUCUAUCCCGGAUGAACACAAUCCUUUGGAUUCACUUCAAGUACAGGAUGCCGGCCACGAUCAACAGAUGAGACAAGGGUGGGCUGCAACACGCAUCCAAACAGCUUUUCGAGGAUUUCUGGCCAGAAGGGCUUUACGAGCAUUGAAAGGAUUGGUUAGACUUCAAGCUCUUGUUAGGGGUCAUGCUGUGAGAAAACAAGCUGCAAUAACCCUUCGUUGCAUGCAAGCUUUAGUGAGAGUUCAGGCUCGUGUGCGAGCAAGGCGUGUUCGUAUAGCAUUAGAAAGUCAAACAGCUCAACAGAAACUGCAGCAACAACUUGUUAACGAGGCUCGUGUUCGAGAAAUAGAGGUAAAGGUGCAGAAGAAGUUUAGUUAUCUAUGUUUUCUCAAUACAUUAGGAAUCACAUUUCUUUCAAAUCUACUAUAUGGUGUAUUAGUAUGGGUGGAUUAGGAUUAGUAGUAUUAGGGUUUUAUUUAUGGUUUAAAUUCUUGUUAAGUCUACGAAUGGAGUUUCAAAUUCUAAUUAGAUUACAUCUAGGAUUCUUGUUAAGUCUACGAAUGGAUUUUCAAAUUCUAAUUAGAUUACAUCUAGGUUAGAGUAUAUUUAGAUAGUUGUAGUUUUUAGAAGAGAAUACAAUAAUGAUUGGGAGAGUUUACGGCAGUUAUGUUUUAUGAUGAUCUGAUGUAAUCAAUCCUCACCUUAUAAAUGAUGCUUAAAAGAUUUUGCUUUUCUACACAAAUAUCCAUCUUACAUGUUAUGAUGUCUAAAAUAUGUAGGUUUUAACUCUGAAUCCCAAAGUAGACAGAUUAACUUUAAUUUAUUCCGUAUUGCAUAAGCACUGUAGAUCCUUUAAAAGUCUGAAGUUUAUCUGUCUCUCUGUUCAUCCUACAUCCCAUAAUUUCAUCCAUUGAUAUAUUAAUAUCUUUUUAUCGAAUAUAACCGUUCAAUAAGGAGAAAACAACAUUUUUACUUGUUCUAAUUUCUGGAAUUUGAACAUUCUUCUAUUAUUGGUUGGAUCUUUGGUAUAGAAAUUCCCUGAAAUGUUAUAUAUAGCUCAUCAAUGUUUUGUAGAUCUGCUUUGCAACCCUUCAAUUUCAUCCAUGGGCAUCAGGUUAUUCAAUGCAGUAGCGCAGAAAAAUUAAAUGGCAUGAACUUAAUUCUUCUGUGGUUGACAUCUUCUGUCUUUUAGUUCUUUCUGAACACAACUAGAAGAUUAUCGUCUUUAUGGCAGAUGCAGCAAUUUCUUGAUGCAUAAAUAAAGUGCAUAUGGCCUUACAUCUUUCAAGAUUGCACGAUUGAAUGUGCUGACCCGAUCUUUUUGUCCACUUUGUAUACAUCAUUAAGCAUUUACUGUUCUAAUUCCUAAUUUUCGCUCAAUUCCACAAACAAUUCCAACUUGAGGACAAAACUUCAUAUGCAAUUGAGAACAAUAUUAUAGUAUUGCAUAGUUUCCUGAAGUUUAUGCUAUUCCAAUGUGAGCAUAAUAACUGAGAUAGAGAAGUAGCUUAUUGGCUGAUCAUAGGGUUAACUUCAUCUAUUAUUUCUUUUUUUUUUGUCUGCUUGGUUGGGUUUUGCUCCACAUAGGGGAGCAGAUGUGACUAAGCCAACUUGGAUGAUCAUAGUUCUUGAUCAGCAUAUUGUAGAGACUGAACUUGUCAGCUUCUUUCUGCAUAACUUACUAUGGCCAAGAAGGGAAUAACAAUUGAUGAGGUAAAAAUGUGAACACUAUGGUGAAUGAGUUCAGAGUUUAAUUUGUUAUAGUUGUUCCAUGACGAAAA